This is a messenger RNA of Dicrocoelium dendriticum, 3108 nucleotides long. The record is from the annotation of a GenBank genome assembly. Lineage: Eukaryota; Metazoa; Platyhelminthes; Trematoda; Plagiorchiida; Dicrocoeliidae.
AUGCGACCUUCUCAUAGCCAGCGAUGUAUUGAGCAGUGCCGGGAAUCUGAUCAAAUGAUUUACCAAGGUUUGCAGUUACUGAACAGUCAGUCGUCGGCUCGUCAAGCGUCGUUGGCUCGUUCGACCGCCGAGAACCAGCGCCUACGUGGUCAGCUGACGCAAUUAAAGCGACAAGUGACGGAAAGCACACUUGCUCCGCCGACGCGCAGGGUCAAUCAGAGUCUCCCUUGUAUGUUUCAAAACUCACCACAUUCUCCACAAAGAGCACGUGAAUUCUGCAGAUCGCGAUCAAGCGUACGUCACACCUCAGUCGAUGAACUUCAAAAACGGUGUGCCACAGCAUUGUCUGAAAUGAGUCGUUGGCGUCGUAGGUGGAAACGACAAGAAAUGGAGCUACAACUGGAGAGACAACGGCUGGGUGUGUUGCAAGCUAACCAGCAGACAGACUUGCAAAUUCGCAAAAGGUUUCUUGCAUCUAUCUGUCAGCUGAUACAGGAGGCAUCUCGUCACAUCGACCUGGUGGUACAAAAGCAUCUGGAAAAAUUCUGCUCCGGUCCGAGCGCACCACCAAAGCCGCACUCACCGACCGACGGAAGCCCAAGUCGCGUGGUCGACUUAGAGAAUCCCCAGGUGCUUGAGGUCGGUCAACCAGAUAGGCCUUCCCCCAGUCCCCGAUGCAAGAUGCUUUUGUUUUCUCCACAACAGAACUCCGUAUUACCUCAUUCCCUGGAGCUCACUCCCACUGGAGACGAGCGUUCCAAUCAGCCAGUCAAUCAUGCUCAACCCCAAAAGCGCGUACUUGUAACAAACACAUGUUCCGUUGUAUCGAAGCGUAUCGAAUCUUCAAUGGGCACUCGGGAUAGGUGUGUGGCCCUGAUGGACACUAACUGCAACAACAACAUCAGAACGUCUCAAUCUUUCACCCCAGCUUUUGGCUCACGAAGUGUUCGGUCGACAACUGGGUACCAGCGUGGUAUGUGGACCGAUACCAGUCAGUUUUCGUUAGUGGAUAAUUUCGGUACUCGCGCACAAUUUCCGACCCCGGAAACGCCAACUGGAGGUAGUCGAAUGCAAAAUUUUAGUCCUUUCGAGAGCAGCCGAUCAGCUUUGCAAUCUGUGGCCACAACCGGAGAUCCGUACGAUGCGGAUACCCCCGUAGGACUGGAACAGUCGACCACAUCAGCUUCACCCGAACAAACGCCCGAUGAAGCGAGCGAUUCAGUCAUUUCACCGGCGACUGAAGUCGUGUGCACGGAAACCUCACUGUUUAGUUCCACACCACUGUCUGUGGAGAAUCCCCGUUUGCUCGCGCAAGAACAGUUGAAUGCACUUCGGGCAGCUGUGCGCCACGAAUUAAGCAAGGUACUCGCUAAUAUCGUGGAUCACGCGAAAAAGAAUGAUUCAUUGGCACAAGAGUGCCUGGAGGCGAUCACGGAGCUUCAGAUGCAACUUAUCCAUGGAGCGGGAUCCGAAGAGCCUGCAAAACAUCACGCAAUAACUUCGCUCUCCGAGGUAGCGCUGAAUGAAGUCAAAUGCCACAACCUGCAAGCAUCGCGUCACCUGACUUCUGCAUUAAGCGUCACUAACAAAAUCGAUGGCGCUAUUCCCCUAAACAAAGGCAUGUUGAUCAGUCAGUCUCCAGUGCAAAUCUCGGUAUCAGCUGAAAAUCCAACUCCGCAGUUGCAAACAUUAGCGGUACCAAGCGCGAUGCUAGCCAAAACCACUGCAACAACGGAUACAAUGGUUACCGCAAGCGCAGCGUCUGUAUCUGAAUUGGAAUUAACAAUCACGUCAGACCCAGGCCUGAGGUUAUCCCAGUCUAGCGACGUUACUAGUCGCAAUCCGGUCGUGAGUAGGCGGUCCACAGGUUCCAAGGUCGCUCAACCGAGGGAAAGAUGGAAACCCGUCGGGGGCGUGAUUCACACAUCGCAGUGGCGAAACGCGCUCACGUUUGGAACGGGACACACUCAACUUCAGACGACGUGCAAGCAUAAAUCGACAGAUUCGGUUCGACAGAGUCUGACUACUCAAACUUCAACGGACACCAACGCUGAUGCAAACGUGUGUUUACCGCUGGUACGUGUUCGUCGUGAUGGACGCACAGACACUCGGAGUAGUACUCGGCUUGGCAAAGGGAAGGACUCUGACACGAGGUUUGCGCCUUCGAGAGCUCAGUCAGAAAGGCCCUGCGUGCAACCGCCUCCAAAUACUUCGCUACAACAACAUUCCGGGGACGCCGCGUUUCCAACGCAAUUCCAAACCGUGCCUUCAAAUCAUCCACCUGUCCGCCGAGGGGUCAGAACCACUACUGGGCUUCGGCCAAUCGAAGAGAAGAGUCCAGCUCAAGGUCAAGGCAAGACCGAAGAGGAAACGAACGCUAAGCACUCACCCCGUCUCCUUGGUGGUCUACUGAGACGUCCUCGACAAGAUCCGCGACCUAAAUUGGACACUAUUGAGGACAGAAUCAUGACCGAGUCGGAAUCUGACCCCAAACCGGUCAGUUCAGCAUUUGUUAACACAAACUCUGUGGAUUUGAUGCCUGAGACCCAGUCGAACGGAAAUCAUGCAAUGAUGCCAGCAUCAGUUCCUCCCUCUCCAAAUGAGUGGGUUCAAAUUGAAUCCGAUUGCCUCCCGAAUUCACACCAACUAUCUGAUUCAACUAUCUGUUGCUGUGGCUCCACUUGUUGUGUUGCUGAAAAUAAUGCUUUCGAAUGACGAACAACUUGCUCGUUAAUCGACUCACUCAUUUCAUGCUCUUCCACACAUUCAUCCUCAAAUGCUGCCUGUAAUCCAGCCAUGUUCUCUAUGGCUUAACGUCCAUUUACGUUUUGAUCACCUUGCAAGCACAUUUUUUGUUGCUAACCCUGGCGCGGUUAUUUUGGGGUGACGGAAUGUUGGAAAAUCGAACCAGCCAAAUCCGACGCAUGAUGCAACCUUGCUUCAACUGUCCCGUCACGCAUCACUCAUCUGUCCUUUGAUUUGGCUAGGUUUUAUUUCCGUAAUUUAUGCAACUACACAACACUGAACACUCAGCAACUUUGGUCUCAUUGUUUGAGCCUUAAUCUCCUGUGUGAAUUUUUUCUACUGAGUGACCGGUGUUUUCUUGUG